AAAAGCAUAUAUUCUGAUUUCCUGUGUUUCUCUUGGUGGUGUAAAUAUGUUGUUAAGGGAACUUUAUGUUGGGAAAAGAAGUGUAAUUUCUUCAUGGAGUGUCAUAAAUAGACUUAUUAGAAACAUUCACCAAAAUGCAGCUGUAAAAGAUACCCAAAGUGAACUUUUCAAACAGAAAUGUAACCAAAGAAUGUAUUCUCAAAACAUUCCAAGGACUCUUUCUGUGUCCACUGAGAGUCCAAGAAGAUCUUUCACAACAAAUGUCAUGUUAACUUCUAACAAGCAAGAAGUGCAUGAUAAUGAAGAACGUGCAUCUCAUCAACAUGGUAAUUCAGCUGGUAAAGGAAAUCUGGUUUCUACUGAUAAACAGGAGAAAACAGUGGGACGUCCUAAACCAGAGUUCAAAUGUUUCUACUUCUUCCCACCAAUAAAUAUCAUAAGACUGGUACAAAGAUUCCAACUGCUGGUGUGUGCAACUCUGCUCCCUAGUUGUAUCUAUCACAUAUACACUGUUCCUUCACCCUCAAUUCUUAUGACGGGCUUUGUUGCUGCCAAUGUACUUUUCAUGCCAGCUGUUCUCUACGUGAUGCCGAGAAUUAUCGGAAGUUUGUCGGCAGGUGGGGUGGGGGAGGUGGUGGACACCCUCAAAGUCUCCAGGUUAUCUUUCUUCGGAAAUAGAAAGGACACUUAUUAUAAAAUAGAACAUGUUAAACCUUUGUCCGAGGUCAGGCAUGCUAAUCUUGUGUAUGCAAAGUUUGAAUUGUACAACAGGAAAGAUAAGCUAUAUUUGUUUAACUCAUGGGCUGAGGUCCUUGAUAAAGAAAUGUUUGAAAUUAUAAUGGGGAGACUUAAAGAAUAAAUUGUGAUUUACUCCAUGA
Saccostrea cuccullata (small rock oyster) is the source of this 878-nucleotide messenger RNA. RefSeq lists its product as uncharacterized. The coding region runs from base 47 to 859 and encodes 270 amino acids. Lineage: Eukaryota; Metazoa; Mollusca; Bivalvia; Ostreida; Ostreidae. Gene Ontology annotation, cellular component: mitochondrion. The record is from RefSeq and is a predicted model, not a curated record. The transcript has a single exon.